AUGAGAACUAAUCCCACGAACACCGGGCUUCUGUCUACAUUCGAGUCAUACCAGUCAUUCUUCCCACUGGACCAUUUCACUGAUGGAAUGACUCACAUGGCAGAGAUCCUCAACGCAGUGCAGGCUCUGACAGGCAAGCCAAUUGGUGAAGUUUCCAUGAAGGAGCUAAUCGAUUGCUAUGUGAUGCACAAUGCUUCUAGCAACAUCAAAGGCAAACUCGUUCAACUGACCUUUGAGACAACACCCUAUGAGCCUUGUACCAAGCCGAUGUCUUUGUUAGCCAAGAUUACUAUCAGCAAGCUUUGUUACAACACUCGCCAUGAAGGGAAGUACAUUUUCUUGAGACUGAUAACCAGCCUUGAAAAAACGGGGACUGUUUUUGCCAUCGCUGAGGACGAGCAUCAACGAGCGAUUCCGGUACAGCUGUUCAACCAAACCUCUCUUCCAGGUAAUGAAGGACUGGAGAUCUAUUCGGCCUUUGUCGUCAAGGAGCCCCUGGUGGAACUCGUCGGGUGGGGAGAAGUUGGUAUUCGAGUUGACCAUGCUUCCGAUCUGAAGUGCAUUUCCAGAUACAACGAGGAUCUGCCAGUCAUGUGGAAAAAGUCGACCAACGACAACCGAACGGUGGACCAGUGGAAGGGCGUAGCAAGCGAGCUAUACAAAAGUGGUCUCUAUGCCCAAGCAGUUGAAUGUUACUCAAAGGCUCUGGAGUACCCAUUAACCCCGGAAAGCAUUCAAACAAUGAAAUACCACCGGGCACAAGCUCUGUACAAGCUUGGAAAGUUUGAGAAGGCCGAAAUGGACCUAGCAAACCUCGCCCCUGACAUGAAAUCCUACGACGCAGCACUCUACCGCAAAGCCCGAACCCUUUACGACCUUCGCCGAUACAGGGACAGUAGUCAGGCUCUCACCAUUCUCUGCAAGAAAUUCCCGAAGAAUCUCCAGGCAAGUCGGAUGUUGUCGGAGUCCAUUAAGCGCUGCCUCGAAGAGAAAAGAGGCAUGUAUUCGUUUAGAGAGAUACAAAACAAGGCUUUAGCCAGAAAAAUCGUCCGACUGGAAUACGCCACAUACAUUGGUCCGAUUGAGGUGAGGCCUGCGAGUGUCACGGGCAGAGGGCUUUUCAGCACUCACGACAUCAAGGCAGGUGAUCUACUUCUUUGUGAGAAGGCCAUGGCAUACUUCUCUGAGCAGGAUGCGAGCAAUAGAAUGAUUUGUCGUGGAUAUCGCGUGGGGAUGGAUAGAGCAACAGCCAUGCCACUGGCAAGAGUUGAACUAGUUAACGAGAUGGUACGAGAGCUUUGCUUGAAGCCAUCGUGGAUGGGGAACUUUAUGAAUAUGUACCAUGAUACUUACAAGAGCACGCUCCCCUCGUUCCGCACUGAUGAUGGCGAAGCUCUUGUCGAUUCGUUUCUUGUUCACAAGGUCAUGCUGCACAAUAUGUUGCACUCGGACACUUCCACACGUGAUUCCUAUAUGCGUCGCAGUGCGCCCGGCCAGGGUCUGUUUGAAGAAGAAAGAAGUGACUUCGAAGUAGCUCAGGAACCCCCUUGCGGAGUUUGGCGGAUGGCAUCCUUUGCCAAUCACUCCUGUUUACACAACGCGCAGCAUAGCUUCAUUGGAGAUCUACUCAUCAUGCGGGCGACAAAGGAUAUCCCCGCUGGAACAGAAAUUCUCAUUCGGUAUCGCGAGCGUGCUACUGAUUUUCUUAAGGCCUCUACGUGGAACCCAUUUGAAGAUCGUGGCUUUUCUUGCACUUGCGACCUCUGCUCAAGCAUUGAUUCCACUGAUGAACGAGUUCUCAGACUGAGAGAGGCGGUCCUCGUUGAUUUGCGGUCGUUCAUUGAAAUUGUGUUUGUUGAAAGGCAAGGCAAGGUCGAAGUUCGUGAUCUCAUGCUCAAACUGAGCACCCUCCUUGCGACCUACAAGGACUCUGAUCCUUCUCUCCCACGCCUGUCUGUCUUUGAGAUCAAAUAUGCUAUCACUCAGAUUUUCGAUGAGGGUGGUUUGCCCUACAAUGCCGCCGGUCUGGCAUUGGAAUGCUUCACGAGUUUCGGCUAUAUCAUUACUGGAGCAAUUUCGACUGAGAAUCAACUAGACUCUGGCCCACUCCUCAUCAGAAGAUGGGGCAUGCUAGACUAUCGCCUUGUCAAGUGCUGGUUGAUUCUCGCACGAUGCUAUCGUCUCAAGGCUCCUCAUCUUGAACGCGCUGCCAGGGAAUAUGCGAUGUUGUUCUACAAGAUGAUCGUGGGUGAGGAACAGACCUUCCGCUCAACAUGCAGAAAGAUGCGUCUUUGA
Molecule: messenger RNA, 2295 nt
Organism: Penicillium manginii
Lineage: Eukaryota; Fungi; Ascomycota; Eurotiomycetes; Eurotiales; Aspergillaceae
Exons: 3
Coding region: 1-2295 (764 amino acids)
Molecular function (GO): protein binding
Source: RefSeq, a predicted model, not a curated record